Trichogramma pretiosum is the source of this 6105-nucleotide messenger RNA. It is a transcript of the gene yl, whose product is annotated as vitellogenin receptor-like. Gene Ontology annotation, molecular function: protein binding; calcium ion binding. The coding region runs from base 457 to 5976 and encodes 1839 amino acids. The record is from RefSeq and is a predicted model, not a curated record. The transcript is spliced from 16 exons. NCBI's taxonomy places the organism in Eukaryota, Metazoa, Arthropoda, Insecta, Hymenoptera, Trichogrammatidae.
CUCGAAAAGAUCAUAUACACUCUUGAGUCGAGUCUCUUGGCCCAGCCAUACUCGUUAAUAAGCGCGCACAAAGUUCAGUCGAGUUUGGAGCAUUCGAAAAUUCGAUACGCGUGAAAUAGGCAGUGGCUUCGCAGCAUCCGAUCGCGUCGUAGCGCCUUCGAUAAUUACAUUUUUCUCGCGCUCUCGAAAUCCAUAAUAUACACAUUCGUUCGCGGCUGGAACUCGAACGAAUCCGAAUAACGCGAGAGAAUUAGGAUACGAUAAUUUAUCGGUUUGCCGCGGCGGAAUCUUGCAAAUUAGUAUCCAAUACAGUGCUAAAGAAGCGGCCGCAGGGGAAACCGGUCUUGAAAAAAGUCUCAGCUGUUGUUUCGCACGCAGACCGAAGAUCAGCAGCGAGAGAAGAUCGCGAUCCCACUUGUCGAUUUACAUGACGAAAGAUAAUACACUCGCAGAAGGAUGGAGAGGCUGCGCAGCUCGUCCUUUUCGCUGCUCGUUCUCGUAGUGGGCCUCGUCGUCGUCGUCAGCUGCGAUUCCGCUGCAGCAGCCGCGGUCGAAGAGAGCAACAACUGCACGCUACCGGCUUACUUUCUCUGCGCCAACGGCAGAUGCAUCUCUCACUCGUUCAAGUGCGACAGCGAGGACGACUGCGGCGACAAUUCGGACGAGCGCGACUGCGGAAAGCCAUUACCGAUCUUUGCCGACGCCUGCAAAGAGAACGAGUUCCAGUGCGCCGAUCGCUUCCACUGCAUACCCAAAGACAAUUACUGCGAUAACAAGAAAGACUGCUUGGACGGCAGCGACGAGGUCGAAAACUGCCGCGCGAACAAAACAUGCAAAGCCCCGUACGAUCACGAGUGCAAGGACGUGGCGGGCCACUGCAUAAUGAAGGAGUGGCUGUGCGACGGCCUGAACGACUGCGCCGACGCCUCGGACGAGGAGAACUGCGACGGCUACGGGGCACCGAUCACGGCGGCCUCGUGCACGAGCUCGGCCCAGCGACACCUGUGCAGCAACGGGCGCUGCAUCAACCUCGAGCUCGUCUGCAACGGCCAGGACGACUGCGGCGACGGCAGCGACGAGCAUCGCGACAACUGCGCCAAGGCCCGGCUCGAGUGCGCCAAGAUGCAGCCCCCCUGCCAGUUCAAUUGCUCGGCCACGCCGCAGGGCGUCGCGAGGUGCGUCUGCCCGAGCGGCUUCAAGCCCAUCGCGGCGACGGGUAAAUGUCAGGAUAUCAACGAGUGCGAAACUUACGGCGUGUGCGAGCAGAUAUGUCGCAACGGCAACGGCACGUAUCAGUGCGACUGCGAGUACGGCUACGUUCUCCAAGACGAUCGCAGGAGCUGCAAGGCCGAGUCCGGCGAAGCGCUGAUGAUUUUCGCCUCGAAGACGUCGAUAAGGGGCUACUAUCUCGAGUCCAAGGUGUACUUUCAAAUAGCCAACAAUCUGCAGCACGUGGUGGGGGUUUCGCUGGACUCGAACUACGUCUACUGGUCGGACAUACAGCUCGGGGACGAGGCCAUCUUUCGCAGCCUCGAGGACGGCACGAAGCGCGAGGUGAUCGUCACGGCGGGCCUCGGCUGCCCGGAGGACAUCGCCGUCGACUGGGUCACCGGCAACAUCUACUUCACCGACAGCAUGUACAAGCACAUCGGGGUCUGCAGCAAGGGCGGCGCCUUCUGCACGGUCAUCGUCAAGGAGAACACGGAGAAGCCGCGCGGCAUCGCUCUGCUGCCCUCCGAGGGCAAAGUGUUCUGGAGCGACUGGGGCGAGAAGCCGCACAUAUCGCUGGCCUACAUGGACGGGAGCAAUCGCACGGCCUUCAUAAGCGACAAGAUCGGCUGGCCCAACGGCCUCACCAUCGACUAUCCGAACAAGCGGCUCUACUGGGUCGACGCCAAGCUCAAAGUCAUCGAGUCCAUACAGCUGGACGGCAAAGACCGCAGGACGGUACUGCACGACGUGGCCAAGCAUCCGUACUCGAUCGCCAUCUUCGAGAACCGACUGUACUGGAGCGACUGGAACACCAACAGCAUCCACUCGUGCGACAAGUUCAGCGGCAAGGACUACAAGACCCUGUUCCAGAAGAACGAGACGGUCUACGGCAUCCACAUCUACCACUCGACCUUGAAAGUCAAGUACGCGAAUCCGUGCGUGACCAAGCCGUGCGCUCAGCUGUGCCUGCUGUCGGCCAACAAGAGCUUCUCGUGCGCCUGCACCCUCGACAAGGAGCUCAACGAGGAUCGCCGAACUUGCAGAGACUCGGUUAAGCGGAAACACAUUGCGAUCGCGGCCGGCAACACAAUCAUGGACUAUUAUCACGAGCUGCUCGGGAGGCCGAGAAUGAGCUCCAGCAUCACGUCGGAUCAUAUCACCGCGCUGACCUACGACUCGCUCGCUGAUACGAUAAUCGCCGCCGACGAGAUGAGCUACAAGUCGAUCUUUCGCUUCAAUCCGCGCACCGGCCUCGUCAAUCACAUAAUACCGAUCGUCAACGAGGUCGUGGAGAGCAUCGGCUUCGAUCACCUCGGCAACAAUCUCUACAAGAGCAACACCGUCCACAAGAAGGUCGAGGUCUACAGCCUGACGACCGGCGAGAAGACCGAGUUCUCCUACACGGAGAAUCCGUACGCGCUGCUGCUGAUCCCGGAGGAGGGCACGAUGUUCGUCGUGUUCCGGGCCAGCGACGAGUUCCACAUCGAUCGGCUGCAGAUGAACGGCCUGGGCUCGCGCACCCACGUGGUCGAGAGCGGCUUGUACGGGCCGACCGUCGCGCUGGCCUACGACGCGGACUCGAGGCGACUCUACUGGGCCGACGAGGGCACCGGUCGCAUCGAGAGCUGCGACCUGCAGGGCCAGCAGAGGCUGCUGUUUCGCACGGGCCUCCAGGCGCCCGUCUCGCUGGCCGUCCUCGACGCCGAGAUAUUCUGGACGUCGCACAGAUCGAGUCGGCUCAACUGGGCCGACAAGAGGCACAUCGUCUCGGGCAGCAAGGGCCUCAAUUUGCAGGUGCCGCACACCCAUCCGCUGCUGCUGCAGACGAUCGACGGCCCGCGUACCGGAGUCGAGCAUCCGUGUCGCGUCAACAACGGCGACUGCACGCACAUCUGCCUCGUCACCAACGCCACCAAACACAUCUGCGCCUGUCCAAGCGGCUACCUCAUCAAUACCGAUCUAAAGUCUUGCCGACUGAAGGCGAGCUGCGGCGACGACGAGAUCAGGUGCUCGGCCAGCGACAAGUGCAUCAAGAAGAGCCUCGGCUGCGACGGCAAGAACGACUGCCCGGACGGCGAGGACGAGCGGGACUGCAAGAUCGCCGCCACGACCGCUUCGUCCAGCCCUAAUUGUCGAGUCAGCGAGGAUCAGUUCGCUUGCUCGGACGGCAGCAGAUGCCUCGACCUGGCCCAGCGAUGCAACGGCUACUUCGACUGUCCGGACCACUCGGACGAGCAGAGCUGCCCCAGCAGCAGCAGCGGCAGCAACUGCACCAGCGACGAGUUUCGCUGCAGAAACGGCCAUUGGUGCGUCCCCAAAGCUUCGCUGUGCAACGGCGAGAACGACUGCGACGACUUCUCGGACGAGGAGAACUGCCACGCGGAUCACGCCUGCAAGGAGCACUUCUUUCGCUGCCGCAACGGCCUCUGCAUACCCAAGAACUGGGAGUGCGACGGCCAGGUCGACUGCUCGGACGGCUCGGACGAGUACGCCUCGUGCAAGCCCAGCGAGUGCGCCGCGAGCAUGUUCAGCUGCCGCAACGGGCGCUGCAUCGAUCUGCUGCUGCGCUGCAACGGCGUCGACGACUGCGACGACAACUCGGACGAGCUCGACUGCCCGAAUCAGGACAGGUACGACGCUCUGAUCUGCGGCUCGGGCGAGUACAGGUGUCGCAACAGCUCGCUCUGCGUCGGCGAGCGCCUGAAGUGCGACGGCCAGUCGGACUGCCCCGCGGGCGACGACGAGGAGGACUGCGGCAGGUGCCUCGCCGCCAGCCAGUUCAGCUGCGCCAACGGCAAGUGCGUGCCCCUCGACUGGCUCUGCGACAAGAGCGACGACUGCGGCGACAACUCGGACGAGGAGCACUGCGCCGAGCGCUCCAAGGGCUUCUCCUGGCUCACGCCGGUCGCCGGAGUAACUGCGACCUCAUCGUCCAGUCGGGGCAACUGCUCCGAGGGCGAGUACGCCUGCCGGACGACGGGCCACUGCCUGGCCCUGUUCAAGCUGUGCGACGGCGAGCGCCACUGCCUCGACGGCAGCGACGAGGGCGGCCAGUGCGCCACCGCCUGCCAGGACAGGUCGAGCUGCGAGAACGUCUGCCACAAGACGCCCCUGGGCCCGGUCUGCUCGUGCCGCGAGGGCUACAGCCUCGGGCCCGACGGCCACAGCUGCCACGACGUGGACGAGUGCGCCCAGGGCGUCUGUCCGCAGUUGUGCCAGAACAGGCCCGGCUCGUACGCCUGCUCCUGCUUCGAGGGCUACGCCCUGAGGCUCAAUCGGGUCUCGUGCAAGGCCACGGGGCCGCCCGUCAAGAUGAUCACCGCGACCAAGGACGACAUCAGGCUCAUGUCCCUGGCCUCGCAGCACCAGUCCCUCACGAUCCUCCAUCACGAGCCGGGCGUCGAGAUAUCCGGCCUGGACUGGAACGCGCGCGACAACAGCCUCUACUGGAGCAACGAGCUGGCCGGCAUGAUCAACAAGAUGAGCGUCGACACGAAGAAGCGCAGCACCGCCCUGAGCCAGGUGGGCCGGCCUCAGGUGUUGGCGGUCGACUGGAUCACCGACAACGUCUACUACUUCGACAACGGCCAGAGGCCGGCGAUCAAGGCCUGCAGCGUCGAGGAGGACAAGUGCGCCCGCAUCGCCGCGAUCGAGGCCGCCAACAACAAGGUGACGGCCCUCGCGGUCGAGCCGCUCAAGGAGUACCUGUUCUGGGCCCAGGUCUCCUGGAAGAUCUACGAGACGCCCAGUGGCCAGAUCAGGCGGAGCGACCUGGCGGGCGGCAACGAGCUGGUCCUCGUGCACGACAACGUCGCGGUGGUCAGCGGCCUCGCCCUCGACCAUCAUCGCUCGAUCCUCUACUGGGCCGACAACUCGCAGACCAACAUCGACUCGGUCAAGCUGGACGGCAGCGACAGGCGAGUCGUGCUGCCGGCCCUCCUCAUCAAGCCCAUCGGCCUGCAGCUGUUCGAGGACGCCCUCUACUGGAAGGGCGAGUCCACGCCGACCCUGAGGAAGCGCGAGCUCUACGGCGACAAGAGCUACAGCGUCAUCUCCGUGGGGGGCAACAACAUCAACGGCCUCUUCGUGAUCGCGCAGAUCUCGCGCCAGCCGAGCGGCGAGAACAGGUGUCGGCAUCGGGGCUGCCAGCAUCUGUGCGUGCACCGCGACCGGGAGGCCCUCUGCCUCUGCUCCGACGGCCGACCGGCCGAGCUCGACAACGCCACGGGAUGCGCCGUGGAGGUCCCGUCGUCGUCCACUGGCAAUAACGACGACGAGUCUAUCGUGCACCAGCUGCCCCGUAGCCGAGCGCGCGAUCGCCAGAGCGAGAUCGAGGCCGCCCAGGAGCAGCCCAUUCUGAGCCACCACGUUCCGAGCAAGAGUAACGACAACGACAACAGGAGCAUCGCCACUUACGCCGGCCUCGGCGUCACCUUCGUCGCCUUCCUCGUGCUCGGGGCCCUUUUCUUCUAUCUCAGGAAGCAGAAGCCCGGAUUCUUCAAGGGCCGAGAUCUCAGCAUACGUUUCCAAAAUCCUUCCUUCGCUCGCAGAAACAACAACAGCCAUCAUCAUCUGGGCACCAGCGGUUCCUUGCUCGUGCCCGGCGAGCACGAGUACUCCAAUCCCAUAACGGAGAUGACCAAUGCAAAGACCAAUCAGCAGGCAUUGGGCUCGAAAGGUAUAUUGGAGGUAGCGGGCGAGGCGUCCGAUGCGGAAACGGAUGAAAACUUUAGCACAAAUUACAACUCUCGACUGAUUCGUUGAUCUGCGCGCCUCGAGCGAAGCGGAAAUGAUAACAUCGAUCCUCCCCUUUUGUGUGUGAUGGUGAUGUGAAAAAAUUGUUUUUUUUUUUUUAAUUAUACCCUGCAUCGCAUUUUUAAGUAAUAUAUACAA